ACUUCACGGAACUACUUAGCGAUAAGGAAGAUUACAAUGUUAUCAUUGAGGCUGGUACAGAAUUAAAUAAGAAAUCUUUUACUGCGCAUUCGGCUGUACUACGAUACAGGUCAUCUUAUUUUCGUAAAGAGCUGACUAAUAUUGUUGCAAAUGAGAAAAAUAUCAAAACUAUCGUAAAGUCCA
This is a messenger RNA of Acaulospora colombiana, 183 nucleotides long. Lineage: Eukaryota; Fungi; Glomeromycota; Glomeromycetes; Diversisporales; Acaulosporaceae. The record is from the annotation of a GenBank genome assembly.